Molecule: messenger RNA, 860 nt
Organism: Aspergillus campestris IBT 28561
Lineage: Eukaryota; Fungi; Ascomycota; Eurotiomycetes; Eurotiales; Aspergillaceae
Exons: 1
Coding region: 14-730 (238 amino acids)
Biological process (GO): retrograde vesicle-mediated transport, Golgi to endoplasmic reticulum
Source: RefSeq, a predicted model, not a curated record
CCCGUCGCCUCCUAUGCAAUUCCCACCCGCCCCGACCGCAACUGACAGCCAUUACAACCGUCCCUCGCCGGAGGACCUCCGAGCCCAGGAGGAGAUGCUUCGCGCGCUCCUCCGGCAGCCCGCGCCGUCCCCGGGCCCCCAAGGCAACGAUACCAGCAACAACCCCCCGGCCAACCCAUUCGGCGCAGGAGGAGAAGACGACCCGACCAUGAAACUCCUCAGCUCGCUCAUGGGCGGCCUGCCAGGCAACAUGCCAGGAAACAUGCCAGGCGGCGAACAACCACCCAACGCACCCGCCAACGCAGGGGGUCCUUCACCCGGCGAUCUCGCCUCCGCACUGGGCCUCCCACCUUUCGUGUCGAGCAUGCUGGGCGCUGCAACCCGACAGCAGACCGACGCGGAGAAGAAGCAGAUCUGGGCGUGGAAGGUCGCCCACGUGCUCUUCGCCUUCGCCGUCGGGGCGUAUCUGCUGUUUGUGGUGGGAGCGUCGAUCGCGACGUUUGGCAGCGGACCGCCGCCGCCGGCGACGGCCCAGAGCCCGUUCCUGUACUUUACGACCGGAGAGAUGGUGCUGUCGGGGGCGCGGGUGAUGAUGAAGGGACGGAAUGGCGGGGCUGGGGGGUUGGCAUUGGGGGUGCAGCUGUUUCGCGAUGUGUUGCGUGAUGGCAGUAUUGUGGUGUUUUUGUUGGGGAUGGGAGCUUGGUGGCAUCAGGAGUGGGUGGGUGUUUGAAUCAUUUUUUCCUCUACGAGAUGGUUAAUCCGGAGUUUCUUUUAUUGGCUACCUUCAAUACUGUUUACUUGAAUGAUCAGCCCAAGCUUAAUCUUAUGAAUUCGUCAAUGACAGCGUUCUACUCUAACGA